Molecule: messenger RNA, 303 nt
Organism: Trichomonas vaginalis G3
Lineage: Eukaryota; Parabasalia; Trichomonadida; Trichomonadidae
Product: mRNA splicing, via spliceosome
Exons: 1
Coding region: 1-303 (100 amino acids)
Biological process (GO): mRNA splicing, via spliceosome
Cellular component (GO): U2 snRNP; precatalytic spliceosome
Source: RefSeq, a predicted model, not a curated record
AUGAAGAGAUCAGCGACAGCAGCAUAUGCAUGGGAAAAGAAUGAACAACAACAACUUCAAAAUGAAGAUACUGGAACCCCAGAUACUGGAAAACGUGAAUGGCGUGAAAAUCAAGUUAGAGAAUCAUUGGCCACAAUCCUUUUACUACCAGGUUUCCUUUCUUAUCAAUCAAUGGGUCUUGGACAACCAGAAAUUGUUGUUAAAACGAAUUUAAUUGAUAAAAUGGUUCAACCUUGUGGACCUGCACCACCAGCACCUGUUGAUGACAUGAUCAAACGAGCAAAAGAAGCUCUUGCACAAUAA